AUGGCUGAGUAUGGCCUCGAGUUCCACAGCGCUCUGCGGCAGUUCGAUGUGGACGCUGAUGGCUUUCUGGGAGCCUCUGAGGUGGCGCGGCUGUGCCGCCAGGCACAGGUGGCCGCGGAGGUCAUCCCCACGCUGGUGAGGAGUCUGCGGAUGGGCCCCGCAGGCAUCGCUGUGGACUCUUUGGCUGACAUUCUGCUGGGCCGCGGCGUGUUGGUGCCAUCCGCACCUCGCGACACGCGAAAUCCGCCGCCGCCGCCGCCCCCGCCCCCCCCGCCGCCUCAAGGAGAGAGCAGGUUCCUGCAGGUCGUGAAAGAAGCGACCAAGAGCCGCGCCAGCUCCAGCGAUGAGCUCCUUCGACUGCUGAAGUGGCAGGAGAGGCGCCGGAAUUCACGGUGCACCAGCGGGAGGAGGCUGCCAUCGUCCUGA
This is a messenger RNA of Effrenium voratum, 426 nucleotides long. The record is from the annotation of a GenBank genome assembly. Lineage: Eukaryota; Dinophyceae; Suessiales; Symbiodiniaceae.